UAUCAAAAUAAAAAACCUUAAAUUCUGUGGUAUUUAAAACUAAUAAUUAGAAUGACUGACGAUAAAAUUACCACUGAAAUGGUUGAAGAAGAGAAUUUAGACUUAGUUAAAAACCAAAUAAAGUAUUUAUUAAAAUUGCAUCCAAAGGGGUUAAAAUUUCAUGAUUUUGUCGAGGAAUAUGAAGAAAAAUAUGGCAAAACUUUGGACCCUACGAUGUUUAAGUGCAAUAAUUUGUUAAAUUUGUUUAAUAGUUUAAGCGAUAUAAUAACAAUAAGAUCUGAAAGUGUUAAGUUAAAAAAACAUGUUUUCAAUGAUAUAAAGGAAAAAAUAGUGUUCGAUAACCAUGACCAAUUUAAACCGCAUUUGUAUGAGAGUAUUAAAGAAGGUGACUACUAUGAGUGCAAAAUAGAGUAUGUAUACGAUUUAAGCAAGUUUUGGGUGGUCAUAAAAAACAAAGAGUUAGGUUACUUUCAAGAACAUUGGCGGUUAUUUUACGAUGAUCCAAGAAAUCUUAGUAGAAUUCCUGCCAGUCAAAUUGAGGCUGGGAAAGCGUGUCUGGUAAAAACAAACAAUUUUUUUUACCGGUGUGUGGUACAAGAAAACAUGUUGAUGAGUAGUAAUAAAAUAAGAGUUUUUUAUGUUGAUUAUGGAAUAAUUAUGACAAUAUCGAUUGAGGAUGUUUAUUAUAUACAUGAACACGUUUGCAGUGUGCCUAGGUUCGCCCUGAGGGCUAUGUUGGCGAAUAUUUGCCCUUAUAGUACUGGUCAAAUGUGGACCAUAGACGAUUUAGGCUAUUUUUGGAAUUUGAUAGGAAAAAAGAGCUUAUUUGCAAAAAUUUGCCUUAUUGAUAGGGAAAAUAGCAUAUUACAUGUUGCAAUAAGAGAAUUGUGUCACCAUCAUUGCGACUACGUAAAUGACAUUCUUAUAAAAGAUAAGGUAGCAAAAAUUAUAGGCAAGGAGGACGAAAACAUUAAAAAUCGUAUUCGGUUUGGAAAAUACAAGGCAAAAGUUAAAUAUUUAUACAUGUACCCUUCAUUUGAAUUAAUAGAAAAAGGUGUGGUUCCAAAAAGUCUUAAUGAGUUUAGUUUGUUGAAAAAAGAAGUGCCUUUGGAUAUAAUAUAUCCCAAUUACUUUGAAUUUGUUGAUUAGAUGUUAAAAUGUUCUUUAUACUUAAAAUAUAU
Molecule: messenger RNA, 1181 nt
Organism: Brassicogethes aeneus
Lineage: Eukaryota; Metazoa; Arthropoda; Insecta; Coleoptera; Nitidulidae
Source: the annotation of a GenBank genome assembly